AUGCGCUUGUGCAGCAACUCGGUCCCAUUGACCCAAUUGAGGUUGACCAUAGUCGCCAACCAUAUUGUAAGUGGUGGAAGUGGAAGGUUGUGUGGUAAACACCGAACUUUGCAGUGCAUAAUAACCAUCACCGGCUGCCGGCUGAUGCAUCGGAGAUGUCGUGCUGUCGCAUGCCGGCGCCUGGCCGGCUAUGUCGGUGCCGUAAAACGUAGAAUACACAUUGGGAAUGGGAGCUGCAGUCAGUGGAAAAAGACUGGGCUCCCCAUUGUUGACCACCGGCACCCGGUCGUCGGUGGACGUGGACGUGGACGUGGCCGCCGCUGCUGCUGCUGCAAGCAUUGCAGCAUCUGGCUCCAACGGUUGUCGCAGGUGGUGGUACGCAUUAGAAUUCUGCGACCAUUGAUUCGGACUCAUGGAUGUCGGGAGUGCAAGCUCCAGCCAUCGAUGAAGAGGAGGAGUGGUGGUUCGUAA
Meyerozyma guilliermondii ATCC 6260 is the source of this 471-nucleotide messenger RNA. RefSeq lists its product as uncharacterized. Bases 1 to 471 code for a protein of 156 amino acids. The record is from RefSeq and is a predicted model, not a curated record. Lineage: Eukaryota; Fungi; Ascomycota; Pichiomycetes; Serinales; Debaryomycetaceae. The transcript has a single exon.